Knipowitschia caucasica is the source of this 360-nucleotide messenger RNA. Lineage: Eukaryota; Metazoa; Chordata; Actinopteri; Gobiiformes; Gobiidae. The record is from the annotation of a GenBank genome assembly.
AUGGAAGCUAACGGAGAACAGCUAAGCCCGUGGAGCCGUCACCGAUCCCCGAGACACACCAUCACCACGCUAAAACUACCGCGGUGUAGUCCAGAGAGCGACCGAGCCAAGAGGCAUGCUUCUCGGCGAGAGAUCCCAGCCAGCCCCCGGCCCCUGGAGCGUCGUCCGUGCGUCCGAGCGUCCUGGUCCAGCAGUGGUAUUCCUCCCGGUUCCCAAAAGGUCGCCGGUGUUCGUCUCUCUCUGAAAGACCGUCGCCGUCUCAUCAUGGUGGAAGAUAACCUUUCAUGUUCACACCAGCCCCUCGCUCUCGCUGCUGGUUUCCUCGGCAACAUGAAUAUGGUAAUGUCGCCUUUGACAUGA